AUGCUUUCUCCUCUUUCUGUGUGCAGCGGCAGCGAGAUUCCAGGCGUUCCUUCCAAGAAACCCGCCGGCGCAGCUGCAGAGUCGGUUAGUGAAGCCAGUGAAGCCGGUCUGUCGGAUCGGGGAUCGAAACCGGUACCAGAAGCGGCCGCAGGGGAGCCGGCCGACAUUGCAUCUGCUGGCCAUCCGGUUUCCGCUCAGGUGCGCGCAGAGUCAGUCCAGGUCGUUUUCUACGACCAGCCGACCUUCCCCGGCCAUUUCUACGUGGCGGAUUGCCGCAGGUGGAUGAGCGUGGUGCGCGGAGGAGUAGAGGACGGUUCAGAUGGGUCGGAGGGGCUAGACGAGGAAGGCCUUGGAGGUCCGGGUAGCACGGGUUCGGAAAAAAAGGCAGCGAACGCGGCGAAUGAUGCGAAUGGUGCGGUUACCACGUCGCCGAGGGGGUCGCCAGGCGAGGCGGGGCGGGUGGGCGUGUGGCUACGGUCGUUCUGGGCCACCUCGGGGCACAUUGAACCCCCCAGGACGCAGAGAGCCAAGUCGCGCGGAUACGUGAGUGCUGGGGCUGCCAUCAGGUGGUUGCAGGGGUUCAGAUCGCGCAUGUUCUUCCUUGGGAAGGCAACACCCAAGCCCAGCAAGGAAGCUGACCCUGGUGCAAGCACAGACCUUUUAGAAGCAACGGAGCCUCCCAGCCUUAUCCUAGGCAAUUCGGCUUUCGACAUCAAAUCAGCUUCUGACGUUAAACCAACAGGGACUUUUGUAGUGGAGAGCAUGCAAGGCAUCUCAAAAAGGACACUGGGCGAACCAGGGGUUUCACAGGAGGAGCUGAAUCAGGGAGGGUUGGGCCAGGGGAAGGCGGAACUGGGGCAGGCUGCAACUGGUCCAGAUUCACUGCACCAGCAGCUUCUGGGGCCGCCUGUGCGGGAGAGUGCGAAGCAGGCCAAGGCAGUUGAAGAUUUGGGAGGAGCAGAGGCAGCUGUAGCGACUGCUGAGCCUGUUAAAGAGAGGGAUGCAUUAUGGGGGACGGUUUUGGGGGUCAAGGGUGGGGAUACGAAGCAGGAGGUGAUUUUAGAGGGGGAGAUUGUAGAAGAGGACGAGGAUCCUGCUGCGUUGGAUUCUGUGGGGCAUGUUGGGCGGCUGAGUUUGGUUGUAGCGGCUCAAGUUGCUGCUGCGCCUGUGGCGCUGCUGCUGCUGUUACAGGAAGCUGGGGUGGUUACCAUAUCGCUGGUUACUUCUACUGGCCGGGCGGCGACUGCUGCUCUGAAGAGCAACUCUGCCACCAUAGUGCUACUAAUCUCCCAGCCUAUUGGACUCAAACUCAAUGAUGAGCUCACAGCUGCGUACGGCGCCCUAUCCUGGCAGGCGCUGCAGGCUUGGGCUAGCUUCGGCGGCGCGUAUGGCUCGGUACUUCCCUACCUGGCAGUGCUGGUGGUUGGUUCGGCAGGGCUGUUUAUGGGAAUGUCGGCCGCAGUGGGGGUUAUAGCUGACCUGGUGCUGCUGUCGAACCUCCAGCUGGCGCUCGUUCAUUGGUGCCUGGCGCCCAUGUAUCGCAUGCAGCUGAAUGCUGUCAUUGCCCUCUGGCGCCUCUUCAAUGGCCUCAAGUGGAACCCUCUACACAAGCGCAUUGACUCAGUGGAGUGCACCCUCGGGCAACUCACCCUCGGCUCGCUGCUCUUCACCAUCCUCACCCUCCUCCUCCCCACCACCGCCAUCUUCCACAUCCUCUUCGCCUCGCUCUGUCUUGCGAUCUCGGCUGUCCGUUCCGCCCUGCAAGCCGCUGCCUCGCUCCUGCUGUCCUUCCCGGUGUAUCUGCUGCUGGUGAGGCUGUAUCGGCCUGAUCAGGUUCCAGGUGGGGUGUGGCUGGAGUUUGUGGGAGGAGGAAAGGGAGGAGUUGGAGCAGGAAGGAGAGUAGGUGGAAGGGUAAGGGAAGGAAGGGGGGCGGUGGAGGGGAGGACAGGAGCGGGAGGAGAGGACAAAGCAAGGAGGCGAAACCAUAAGGCAGAGGAGGGGGCUGCUCAAGAACAUUCAAGAGCCGUUCAGGGGUGUGGGUUAAGAGAGAGUGAGGGGCUGGAAGGGAAGGAGCAGGCUGAGUGUGCAUGGGAAGGUGAUGAUGGUCAGAGAGGGAAGGGUGGGGCAUGUGGGGGUGCCUGUUGCAGGGUCACUGAUGGUGCUUGUGUGAGUGCUGUGGGAAUUGGUGGUAUCCAUGCGGCUGCUGCUGCUGCUGCUGCUGCUGCUGCGCCUACUACUCUUCCUGAUGCUUGUGGCGGUACCAGCAACAGCAGAAGCAGUAUCCGUGACGGCAGUGGAGGAGCAGCAACCCUUGCUGGUAGCACAGUCAAUCUCUCGCAUCCAUCCAGGUUUAGUUUCUUUAAGCCGGCUCAGCUGUCCAAAGUGGCAAGGCAGGGAGCCAAUGGCAGUGCAGCUGAGAUUCAGCUCAUGAAGGCAGGAAAGCUGGGUGAUGGAAGAAGGAAGCUGGGUAAGCGAAGAUCAGUUGGCCAAAUUCAGCUGGCGAAGUCGGGAUAA
This is a messenger RNA of Closterium sp. NIES-65, 2514 nucleotides long. NCBI's taxonomy places the organism in Eukaryota, Viridiplantae, Streptophyta, Zygnematophyceae, Desmidiales, Closteriaceae. The record is from the annotation of a GenBank genome assembly.